Molecule: messenger RNA, 1635 nt
Organism: Blastomyces dermatitidis ER-3
Lineage: Eukaryota; Fungi; Ascomycota; Eurotiomycetes; Onygenales; Ajellomycetaceae
Product: complex I intermediate associated protein
Exons: 3
Coding region: 62-1261 (399 amino acids)
Biological process (GO): mitochondrial respiratory chain complex I assembly; mitochondrial electron transport, NADH to ubiquinone
Cellular component (GO): mitochondrion
Source: RefSeq, a predicted model, not a curated record
CUCCGUCCACGUGACCAAAGUCCGAUGUCAUCUCAUCUCCAGCUUUGGAUAUCUAUCCGUUAUGCUUGAACCAUGCUGUAUCAAUACUGACUUGUCUUCAGACCCUAAUACCCAUUACAAUUGGCAGUAUAUCUCGCAUUUAUGUUUCCUACCUUUUGACAAACAUUCCAUUCUAUUAUCGAAGGGAGCAAUGAUUCCCACCGCAAAAUGCCUCGCCCAGCGGCCCGGUUUCAUUAAACGGAGCGCGGAGGAGUUGGCCAGGUUCACGAAGAUGGCAUGGAACCUCGAAGCCCUCUCCGUCCCCUACAAACCCUACCACCUCCUCGAUUUCACAGACGAGAACACCAUUGCGGGCUGCAAGACGAUGUCCGACCGUGCUGUUGGUGGUUACAGCACCGCAAAUCUAGACUAUAUCCCCGCGGAUCCCGCUACCAAUACCCCCGCACAUGCCCGCUUUCAUGGCUCGAUCUCCACCAAGUUGCCGCAGAAUUGGAAGAUCCAGAGGACUGGUUACGCCGCCUUCCGCAACCAAGACCGGGGCCUCUGGCUUUUCGGCCGCCUCUACUGGGACGUCGACCCAUACACCUACCUCGCGCUCCGUGUCAAGUCCGACGGCCGCAGAUACAAAGUAAACAUCCAAACCGAUUCUAUUGUCGAUACUGAUAUCCAUCAACAUCGCCUAUUCACCAACCACCACCGCAUUCCACAGUCCUCCUCCUCCGCCGCAGAUGCCACCUCCUACUCAUCCGAACAAGGCGAGGUCGUCCCUGCCGCUCUAGCAGACUUUGCCCCCGAGCACCCAUCAUCCUCCAACACAUACACUCACACCACAUCGCCAACAACCAACCCAGAUUCCACGGGCUGGGAAACCGUGCUAAUUCGCUGGAAUGACUUUGUGCGCACAAACCUUGGCUUCGCCGUCGAGCCGCAGACUAGUAUUAUACGGCAACGCAUCAAGUCCGUUGGUAUUGGCUUGACGGAUCGCGUUCAGGGUCCCUAUGAUUUGCGCAUUCAUCGCAUAUGGGCUACCAAUGGGUUGUCAGAAGAGGAGAUGGAAGAGGAGAGGAAGAUUUGUGGGCCGAAUGCGUUGCACAUGACGGGGAAAGAGUGGGGGCCUGGAGGGAUUGGGAGGCCUUCGAUGGCUGAGCAGGAGGGGGCGGCGUUGGGGAAGUUGAAGGAGUUGAAAGAGGAAAAGGAGGGGCUUGAGGGGCUGGAGGGGCUAGAGGAGCAAAAAAAGAAGACGAGGGAGGACCAGUGGUGAAUGAAUUGUUCAAGCAAAGAGGGUUAGGGGGCAGAGGUAGAGGGCGUGGUGUUGCUUGUAUAUAUGAGGCAUGGGAGAAAUUUCUUGGUUUAUGGCGUGGUGGGAGAAGGGUUGUUCGAUUUCUCCCAUGCGUGUAUUAUUUAUGACGACAUUGGCAUACUCCACAUGCUACUAUUUGAAUUACAGGCAUAUAUUGGCGUUUUCUUAUUAUGAUUCGAAUCGAGCUAGGAAGAAGUUAUACAGAAUAUUUAUCUAUUUGUUAGAGUCGGUCCUCCGUUCUUAAAAAAUCAAUAUAAUAUACACCCGGAACCGAAAGUAGGUCGUCAGAACAUUACCCAUAACAUAUCUAUCAUGCAUCCCAUCUUCUUCCGUGA